Messenger RNA from Halteromyces radiatus, 1218 nucleotides. RefSeq lists its product as uncharacterized. Gene Ontology annotation, molecular function: guanyl-nucleotide exchange factor activity. Bases 1 to 1218 code for a protein of 405 amino acids. The transcript has 12 exons. NCBI's taxonomy places the organism in Eukaryota, Fungi, Mucoromycota, Mucoromycetes, Mucorales, Cunninghamellaceae. The record is from RefSeq and is a predicted model, not a curated record. Gene Ontology annotation, cellular component: recycling endosome.
AUGUUUAUCCUCCUAUGGAUCUUACGACUAUUGAACAGAAAAAUAUGCAACUGUUUUUCUGCCUUUCCUGAUUCUAACGUAUUCGAAGUAGGUGAUCAAGUUUUUAAUAUACGGUUAAGAGCAAGUAAUUCUUUAUUUGCAGCAUCAGGUCCAACGACAACAGCUGGGUUUUUAUAUGGAUAUGUCUUCUUUAGGCAGAAAAAAGAUACAACUAUUCGACGUGGUUACUUUCAAAAAUCUUUGGUUUUGUUAUCACAACAUCCUUACAUUGGGUUAUUCUCCAGAAUUGUAGCAAUACUUGGUCCUGCUUUUUUUGAUGCUGGGCAACCCAUGUUGGAAGCUGCUGUCAUGAACAUUGCAAAUUGGCAUGCCCCUAGAAUGGAUGGUCAUAUAUUGGAUUUACCGUUUCUUGGUCAUUUAUUGGAAGUGGAAUUACCUCAACCUCUUAAACCUCAAUUAUUAGAAACAUCUACUUUUGAUAUGAAUAGAAUGCAACCAGAUAUUCAGGAUUUGUGGUUACUGUGGGAACUGAUAUUGCUUGGAGAACCUAUUAUUGUGAUUGCCCCUGAUCCUGGUAUUUGCAGCGAAGCCGUGGUAUCUUUGGUUGAUUUGAUUAAUCCAAUUCCUUAUUGCGGUGACUACCGACCUUAUUUUACUAUUCAAGAUUCAGAUUUUAAAAGUUUUGUUAACAAGAAUCGGGUUACAACACAUAGUACUGGAAAUAACAAGAACAUUACCAAGAAUCGAGCACAUAGAUCUGGUCAUUCAUCUAAACCAAAUUUAGGCUCCAAGUCAAACGUUUUGUAUGAUUUUGUUCAGGGUGUAACCUCCAAACGGAAAGGUGUUAUCGCAAAAGACAGGGAUUUGUUACGAAUGUUGACAGAAGCAACAGUACGGGGUCAUCCACCAGAUUGGCUUCUUAACAAUAUACUUCGACAUUAUUUUGUAGAUUUGACAGAAAAAUUCCUUGUUCCAUUGAAUCGUUACUUCAGUACUUUGGUUCCAAAGGAUGAAACUUCUUUAAGUCAAGAUAUGAAACCUCCUCAACUUGGACCGUUCCAGACCGAUCAAUUCAUCAAGUCUCUCAAAGAAUAUGGAUCGCCACUACCUUUUAAAUCUACUUUUAAGACAAGAACAUCAGCAACUGAUCCUGUCAAGGAACUUUAUUUACAAUUUUUGAAAUGUGCAAUCGACGACUUUGGCACAGCAUCAUCUUGA